Drosophila gunungcola (fruit fly) is the source of this 1747-nucleotide messenger RNA. Its product is annotated as solute carrier family 22 member 1. The coding region runs from base 93 to 1559 and encodes 488 amino acids. Lineage: Eukaryota; Metazoa; Arthropoda; Insecta; Diptera; Drosophilidae. Gene Ontology annotation, biological process: transmembrane transport. The record is from RefSeq and is a predicted model, not a curated record. Gene Ontology annotation, cellular component: membrane. Gene Ontology annotation, molecular function: transmembrane transporter activity. The transcript has 6 exons.
AUACUUCAAAAUUGGAAAGACUGAUCGUUUAUAGUACAAAUUAGUUAAUGUAAAUUGUUCGUUUUGCAAAGUUAGUUUAACACGUGUUCAAGAUGCCGGCAAUGGAUUUGGACACCGCCCUGAUGACCAUAGGUUAUGGCUGUGGUCAGGUGAUUGUCUUCGUCGUGAGCUUCUUCUUAUACAUGUACGCCGUUUCCGAGUCCAUGUGUGUGUCCUACGUGGUGGUGCUGACGUCUUGCGAGUUGGCCACCUCCAAGGAGGAGAAGACCCUCUUGGCCAGCUCCCUGCUGGGCGGCAUGGUUGCGUCCGGACUGUUUAUAGGCUUCCUGGCGGACGCUUACGGCCGUAAGUGUAUUAUCCGUUUGUCAUUGCUGGGAUCCCUGGGCUUCUCGACCCUUUCGGCUUUAAUGCCGGAGAUCUAUUCGUUGUCGGUGAUGCGGAUGAUCGUGGGAGUAUUCCUCUCCGGCGUUGCUUCCUUGCAGGUGGGCUACCUAAUUGAAUUCCAUGCACCCAAGUGGCGACCCAUCGUGGUCGCCCUUUGCGGCCAAUCCGUAAGCACCGCCCUCAUCUUCUGCCCCCUGAUGGCCAUGGGCAUACUGCACGACGACUUCAGCGUGACCAUCAGCAGCGACUACGAUAUGCGCCCCUGGCGCUUCCUCAUGAUAGUCGUCCAGAUACCCGGCUGGCUAGCUCUCCUCGGGAUCAGUCUAGUGCCGGAAACGCCCUACUAUUACAUCUCUGUGAACCGCGAGGAUAAGGCCAUGCUUGCCAUCCAAUGGAUAUGCCGGAUGAACCGCAAGAAGUGGGAGGACCUUGACAUAUCGGGUCUCUCUCCAGACACCCGAACCUCGGUUACCGAGGAGGGGGCCUUCUUGAAGAGAAUGUGGUUCGACACCAUGCGGCUUUUCCAGAGGCCUUACGUCGCCACCACUAUCAUGUGUCUGAUGCUUAUUUUUGGGCUGUUCUUCACCUCCAUUGGCCUGGGCAUCUGGUUUCCGGUUAUCCGCAACAUGGACAACUCGGGCAGCAACCGGCUGUGUCACCUCGUGCGACAUAACCCAGUGUUUCAAAACCCAAAAGCUGUGGAAAUCAACAGCACGUCGGCAGCGGAGCCUUACCAGUGUAACGACGUGAUGACCAAUUUGAUCGAUCCCAUCUAUUACGGCCUAGCCUACUUUGGAUGCUAUACCCUGUCCGCGGUUUUGGUCCGCUUUCUGAUGCGGAAGUACGUCAUUGCGUUGCACAUCGGUGUAGCCUUUGUCCUGGGGCUCGGGCUAAAUGGCCUCAGUCAGUCGACAUUGGUGCUGAUCUCCUUCACCGGCAUGAUGGUGAUGCCGGGUGUCCUGAUCCCACUGGCCUCCUCUGUGCUGAUUGACGCCCUACCCAUCCAUCUGCGAGGCAAGGCCCUGUGUCUGGUCCGCUCCUUGGCGCGAUUGGGAGCCGUUGUGGGCAGCACCAUAGUUGGACUGCUGAUCAGGGUCUCCUGCGACCUCACCCUCAACAUAUUCAACGCCUAUCUGGUGGUUUGCUUCACUUUGGCCAUCUUUCUACCUAAAUAAAUGCAGACUAAUUUCGCGUUCCACAUUCCUAACCAAAUUUGUAAGUGAUGCUGUAAAGCAGACAUGCGAUCGGCGAGGUUUGUGAAAAUAGUUAUGUUAAACUACUCAAGUCUGGAACCUCUGACCAUUAGAGUUAUUGAUACCCCUUUCAAGACUCUGCAUUACGACUUACAUGUGUUCUUGUAUGA